Lingula anatina is the source of this 1037-nucleotide messenger RNA. RefSeq names its product sarcoplasmic calcium-binding protein-like. Gene Ontology annotation, molecular function: calcium ion binding. NCBI's taxonomy places the organism in Eukaryota, Metazoa, Brachiopoda, Lingulata, Lingulida, Lingulidae. The record is from RefSeq and is a predicted model, not a curated record.
AUCUUCCAUCGUUCUCACCGCAACAUUCGGUCUCGUCUACCCUUGUGUGCGGACGUUCCAGUUUGUUCCUUUCCACCACAUAGCGGGUAAACCAAGCAGUUACCAGUAAAGCAAUCCAGAAAGAUGGCCAGCUUCAAGCCGUUUCUUCUCCUGUUGGCAUUGGGCACUUGCCUGUUCUUUACGGAGGCAAAACCGAGGCUGACUCGAGAGCUUGGCUCUCUGUAUGACGAUAUCCUUACGAGAGAAUUUAAAGAUCUUCUCGACGAGAAGCUGUUUGGCCAACGAAUGGCGCCAUCAGAUGUAUGGCCUAGGAAACUACGUAGAUUCGCCCGCAACUUUGACCUUGACGGCAACGGCGUAGUGACCAAAGACGAAGUCGUUGGAAAGACAGUAGAGGAAGCAAAGAACUCUCUAGACACGGAAACGGCUGCCGAAGUGGCCGACACUGUAGCCGAGGCAUGGAAGGCCGUGUUCGGCAUGCCUGAAAAUGGACUGACGAUCAGCUCCGAUGAUAUUGUAAAGACAGCCGACAUGGUAUGUGGCAAUGAAGACAGGAAGAGGGAACUCAGAAUAUGGGCAAGAAACGUCUUUGAAGAGGCCGACACUAACCACAACGCCGAACUUAGUCGAUCAGAGCACGGGCUCUCGUUUAGGAUGCUCCAUGUUCCCCCUGCUGGUCUCGCAGCAUCCUUUGUCGCCGCGGAUAGAAACAAAAAUGGCUCAGUCGAAAAGGAGGAAUUUGUGGAUGCAGUUGUAGAUUAUUUUUGUAAUAAAUCGCAGGAUUCCCCUUUGUUCGGGUAGUAGGUUUCAGUUUAAACGGAUGAUAUACGGAAUGCUGUAUAGCCUGCUUCUAGACGGUAGAAACAACUACUUUCUAGUAGUUCUCAACAGAACAUUUAACGGAAAUUUCAAGUAACACAUCAAAAUGGUCUACUUUCGUAAAAAAAUCACCUUUAAAUAAAUGUCUCAAAAAUGUUUUUUAUUUUGUUAUAUGUACCUGUUUAACCCGAUCUUUCAUAUAAAAGAAUUUAAGUUAC